CAUGCAUAAGAUGGUGGUGGCACACUAGGAUCCUAAUAUAUAUCAAAACCAAAUUACAGGCACCACACUCGACUCUUUAUAAAGAUAAUCAAACUGAAAUUAUACUCUCUCUCACCUGACUAUCACAACAUUAAAACAAAAGAUGAAGAAAAUGCAUGGUUUGGAUUCAUCAUCAGUAAAAGUACCUGAAUGGGUUGAAAUUCUUUUAGGAGAGAAUUUCUUUACAGUUUGCAGUGUCCAUAGCAGUAUUACUAGUACUGAGAAGAUCAAGAACAAGAACAAGAAUCGAAAGAACUUCUUCUGUUUGGAUUGCUGUACUUCCUUAUGUUCUCACUGCUUAUCACACCAUAAUCGUCACUCUCUCUUACAGAUAAGAAGGUAUAUGUAUCAGGAUGUGAUACGCAUAACCGAUGCAAAAACGUUGAAUUGUUCUUCUGUUGAUCCAUACAUAGCGAACGAGACAAGAGUGGUGUUUUUGAGGCCAAGACCAAUAUCAUCAUUUAGGGUUUCUUCUUCUGAGAAAUCUUGCAUCAAAUGUACCGGAAUUCUCCACAACACAGAUUAUAGCUUUUGCUCCCUUUCUUGCAAGUUCCAUCAUGAUGAUCACGGAAUAACAGCAAUGGGUAGUUCUAGUACUCCCGGCUCAGCUAGCUCCACCAGCGUUGCCCGUACUAAUAAUAAUAAUACUAACUCUAGUAGUUCCCCGGGGGUGGAUGUGGACGAGGGUGGUAAUCGUCGGCGGCGCCGGAAGGGUGUUCCUCAACGGUCACCUUUGAGUUGAUGAUCAUAAUUAAUAAUAACUAAUAAGUGUUGGGGUGGUGUAAUAAUUGUAUAAUAAUUAUGGACGUAGAAGGACCAAGUAAGUGAUUAAUAUGAAUAUUAUUUAGAUGAGUAUAUUGUUAAAAUCGGCAAAUAUUUCUCUGACUCUAUGACAAUGUAAUGUUUUUUCUUGAAUGUUUGAUUAUUAGA
Molecule: messenger RNA, 969 nt
Organism: Cannabis sativa
Lineage: Eukaryota; Viridiplantae; Streptophyta; Magnoliopsida; Rosales; Cannabaceae
Product: protein RGF1 INDUCIBLE TRANSCRIPTION FACTOR 1-like
Exons: 5
Coding region: 143-781 (212 amino acids)
Source: RefSeq, a predicted model, not a curated record